Messenger RNA from Physcomitrium patens, 1758 nucleotides. Its product is annotated as bifunctional protein FolD 2. The record is from RefSeq and is a predicted model, not a curated record. Gene Ontology annotation, cellular component: cytosol. Lineage: Eukaryota; Viridiplantae; Streptophyta; Bryopsida; Funariales; Funariaceae. Gene Ontology annotation, molecular function: methylenetetrahydrofolate dehydrogenase (NADP+) activity; methenyltetrahydrofolate cyclohydrolase activity. Gene Ontology annotation, biological process: tetrahydrofolate interconversion.
UGCUGACCAUAACCAACUGCCUCAUCUGCAGCUCACUUGUUCGUGAAUUAGCCGACGCAGUUGGGUUUCUCAGGAUCAGGAUAUAUGGUUAAAGUUGCCAGGUCAGUAGGAUAGGCGGUUUAUUUCAAGGAUACCAUCGACAAUCAUCAAGUUGCUGCCCUUGUGGUAAUAGAGGUGGAGAGAGCGAGUGAGAGAGAGCGCAAGAAGGAGCUAGUGCGGACAGCUUACCCAUCCACUGGUGGAAGAAGUUAUCGAUGGCACAGUUUCGUGUGCUUCCGGAGAUUUUAUCAGCAUUUGCUUUAGUGCUAGAUGCAAUGCUGUUGCCAAGAAGUGGAGUUGUAUAGACCUGUAAGGGAUUUUCUCUGCAGGAAAGUGGAUUGCAGGUGGAGGUGUGGAUGGUGAGGCGGCGAAGUGGGUUGUGAGUUCGUGUUUAAGGUGGUGGAGAUGAGAUAGUUGUUGGUUUGGAGGCUCACGAAAGCGCAAUCCAUGCUGCGAGUUACGCGGUCGGGGGUGGCGUUGAGAUGGAGGAAAUUGAGGACCUUGCUCGUUUGGGGACAGCAGCAGAAGCAUGCUGGCUUCUCGGGGUUAUCUACGCCUCCCCCGCCGGCCAUCCUUGUCCCCCACUUGUUUCAGUCUGCAGGAACAGCAUCCUGUUGGAAGAUUGACGGCAGAGCAGUUGCCCAAGAUAUCAAGGAUGUCAUAGCAAAGCGGGUGAUACAAUUGCGUGAUCAAGUGGGGGCAGUUCCUGGUUUAGCAGUCGUCCAAGUGGGGCACCAUAAGGCUUCUGAUUUAUAUUCACGAAGCAAGCAACUAGCUUGCGAUGAAGUGGGAAUCGCUUCCUUCGCUGCCUACUUGCCUGCUACAACUCCAGAAGAUGAAGUUCUAGAGCUUGUGAAUGUACUCAAUGCUGAUGAUCGUGUCCACGGUAUCCUUGUUCAGCUUCCGAUGCCUCCACAUAUCCAGUUGGACAGAGUACUGAGAGCAGUGAGUUUAGACAAGGACGUGGACGGGCUGCAUCCAAUCAAUUUGGGAAGACUGGUUUUACGAGGUCUCCACCCUACCUUCAUACCCUGCACUCCUUUAGGAUGCUUGGAGAUUCUACGCCGCUCAAGAGUACAAAUUGAGAACAAACAUGCCGUUGUCAUCGGUUGCAGUAAUGUUGUCGGUCUUCCAACUGCUCUCCUCCUACAGAGACAGAAUGCGACGGUCACUGUCAUACACGAGCACACACCAAAUCCAGCUGAAGCCACCAAAAGAGCAGAUAUUGUUGUUUCAGCCACAGGCGUUGCGCAGCUUGUGCGAGGGCACUGGCUUAAAAAAGGUGCAGUGGUUCUUGACGUCGGCACCAGUGCCGUGCAGGAUACUGCUGCAGAUGGUGGAUACCGACUCAUUGGGGAUGUGUGCUUUGAAGAAGCUGAAUUUGUGGCGUCAGCAAUAACACCAGUGCCGGGAGGCGUUGGUCCCGUCACUGUGGCGAUGGUUCUUUCCAACACCCUUCAGUCCGCGCUACGCUUCUUUGGCAUUGCUACAGAUACUAGUGACAACAGUUUCACUACCGACAGUCACCUCAUUUUACGAUGCAAAUAGGUGAAAGUAUAACUUUCUCUCCGUAGAUUGUACAUUUUACCAUCUUCGUGAGGUGCAUACCAUUAGCGAGAUUUCAAUGGGAGUAUCCAUGCAGACGCGUUAUUUGGUAAGCAAAUGUGUAUGAUUUGGUUGAUGAAUUCAAGGAAACUUUUUUAUUACGCGGUUUUGAAA